Molecule: messenger RNA, 8144 nt
Organism: Haliotis rubra (blacklip abalone)
Lineage: Eukaryota; Metazoa; Mollusca; Gastropoda; Lepetellida; Haliotidae
Product: beta-1,4-N-acetylgalactosaminyltransferase bre-4-like
Exons: 6
Coding region: 1134-2420 (428 amino acids)
Biological process (GO): carbohydrate metabolic process; glycosphingolipid biosynthetic process
Molecular function (GO): N-acetyl-beta-glucosaminyl-derivative 4-beta-N-acetylgalactosaminyltransferase activity
Source: RefSeq, a predicted model, not a curated record
UUUAACUUCCGGCUAGUAGAUACCUACCGUCUGAUGAACUAGUGGCAAACAAUGAUAAAUGAUGGCAAACGAUGACAUAAACACAGACCCGACUCUAAAUAUUGAUACAAACCUGUUAGAACAAUAGGCCUACCCAUGUUCUUAGUUCACGAAAGAGAAAAACAUAUUUCGUUAACGGUAACUUUGGACAUGUCCCCCAUGUUUGGUUGACACCAUCUGAUAGAAGUAAAAUACUGUUUAAAGCGACCCUAAAACUAUUCGCUCACUCACUGUCCAUCGUGUUGUCACUGAGGGUCAGCCUGUUGUGAUCGAGUUAAGUUAUCGGCUACGUAGGCAGCGUAAGAUAAACACGGGGGAGGAGCAGAUCACAUAAACAGACAGACAGCCUGGAGAAAAACCUUGUCUAGUGUUAAUCUGCCUUAUUCCCAGUGUGCAGCCCCGAAGAAACAUUUGUGAUUGAGUCAUCAAGACUAACGUCUUUCCACUUGUACAAAGAUGAGUUAAUUAAGAGAAUUUUCGCCUACAGUCGACGCGAUAAACGUUGGACGUUCCUCGGGCGGAGGGGCGUUUCCAUAGCAACCGUCUAAUAUCAGUAAAUUGCCAAGAAUAUUGAUUUAGAAAUUCGCCUCUCUUUUUUCCACCGGUCACCGCUAGACACGCCUGUGUGGUUCCCCUCUCCUUGACGUUACUGAGCGGAGUGUCCGCUUCUCCCUUUGAUUCCGAUAUGUAUCCGAGUUAAUUACUCUCGAAGAUGCACUCCAAUGUUUGGCACAGUUUCUCCUUCACGCGCUAUCGUGUAUCACAGCUAACUGCUCGGAAUUCACUGUCAGAAGAACCCGCCGUUCGCCACAGCGCGCCCUCGCCGAGUAGCAGACGAUCCGUUUGCAUCGUCUGCUUGUAUGGAUAUGAAAACGAGGCCCGCCGUGUUGCGAGAGGUGAUGGAGCCAUCCAGAUGCGUUCGGAGUGCUGUGAGGUUUAGUAUGUGUGUUCUGCUUUGUGACUGUUCUCUCCCGGUGUUGGAAUAUGGUUGUAUUGAAGCCAGUUCCGAUUAAGUGUCGAUCUGCGAUCGGAGGACGAUGUGGGACGAACAGGGUUAAGCGGCGAGGGACCGAUCUCCCGUUCACUUGGAAACCAUGCUGCGGAAGAAAAAGGUGUCCCCUGUAUCGGGAGAACUGGUUAUCUUAACACUGUGUUUGGUCCUUGUUAUGAUUACUUUGUCCCAGAUACUGGUCGUUCAUCACAAGUUUAGCGGCAAGUACACGAGAGUUGUCCGGCCAAAUAACCCCAAAGCUCGCAAGGAAUUGCGUCAGUUGGAGCGCAGUAUCGCUGCCCUAAUGAGACAAAAUGUUCCAUCUAUAGAACAGAAUAAACAAAUACUUCAGAGCCAAGUGUUUGCCAGUAGAAUAAAAGACAUAAUCUUCAGAGCUUCCAUGGAGGCUAACGCGUCUAUCACUGCCAGUGUUUCGGUACCAACGAAAGUCAUGCUUGCCCCAGCCUCGCGGGACAACACGGGGCUGACAGACCCCAGCUUCCAAGGAGAUCAGAAUGGAGGCAUUCAUGGGAGUGCCACUCUUACAUUCAAAACUGGGAAUUUAUCAGAUAUUAUGUGUGGAGCUAUACCAGACGGCCUUGAGGGACCUUUAAAUGUAAAUGCAAGUCACUCCCAUGACGACAUCAAGCUUGUGGACGUCAUUGAGGAGAACGUGGACAUCCAGUACGGCGGCAAAUGGAAGCCCUCGUCGUGUUACGCAAGAUACCGUGUCGCCAUCAUCAUCCCCUACAGGGACAGACUUCAUCAUUUAGUUGUGUUGCUAGCGCAUCUAUUACCCAUUCUUAGGAGACAACAGCUAGACUUUAGGGUGUUCGUUGUAGAGCAGUUCGGCAAUGCCACAUUCAACAAGGGCCGGAUAAUGAAUGCUGCCUUUAAAGAAGCGCUCAAGAUAUUUGACUUCCAGUGUGUUGUCUUCCAUGAUGUAGAUCUUAUACCUGAAGAUGAUAGGAACAUGUACUCGUGUCCAUGGCAACCACGCCACAUGUCGGUUGCUAUAGAUGAAAUGAACUAUAGGUUAAAGUACGAUAUAUUAGUGGGAGGUGUACUCAAUCUCCGUGUAGAACAUUAUCAAGAGCUGAAUGGCUACUCCAACAUGUACUGGGGCUGGGGCGCCGAGGAUGACGAUAUGGCGUACAGAAUUUUACAUGUUGGUUUUAAAAUCACGAGACCACCAUCCACGAUAGCUCGGUAUAAGAUGAUAAAACAUCAGAAGCGGCGACCAACAUCAUGGCAUACAAGGUCGAAACUUCUCCACACGGCCGUGAAACGCUACAAGAUGGACGGUCUAAACAGUGUGAGCUAUACACUGAUGUUUGUUCACGACGAAAGACUGUUUACACACAUAAUGGUGGAUGUUGGAAAGCCUUGACGAUGUUUUGUGAUGUAGGUAAUUCAUGAGGCCUUCAUUCACGUGUGACCUCUCAGGUCAAGGUCAAGGUCGAGAUUGCUGUCCUUAUAGCCACAGUGACUGCCACUCUGUAAGGACACGAGGAAUGUGAAUGAUCCAGGGAAUAAUAAUCAGGAACGAAUAUGAUCGGACGUCAAGGUCAAGGUCAAGGCCUUAAAAGAAUUGUGAAAUGUGUGACUCGUUGUGUGAUGACAGGUGAAAUGUAUUCAUUAAGGCCUUUGCAGUAUUUUUGUGUGAAUGCGAGAUGAAAUCCUGACAUAAUCAGAGACAACAGAACAUAAUCCCGAGACAGAGAGAUGGAUAAGGAUGGAGGAAAACAUUCGUGGGCAAAUGUACCCAUCUGGUGGACAAACUGGCAGUGGAAUGAGGUAUUCAAUAUAAUGGACGUCACAAUGAGUGUCAGAGUGAUGUCACAGCCCUCUCUUUGUGAUCAUGCCAAACAUCUCAUGCAUUAAUUUAUUCAAACAGCUGAUCCAAUGCAAUGAACCAAAACACUUUAUAUCGGUGGUGCAUACUUAUCAUAAUUCUGGUGCAAAUGCGACUGCAACUGCAAACAUGUGCGUGUCUGUACGAUGUGUGACGUCAUGCUCGCUGUGAUGCCUGCCGGGACGGUGUGUACUGUCAUCAUGGUGUACUGUACUCAGGUGUACUGCUUGUCGAUGUAGGCAUCAGUGCGGACUGAUCAAAACAGUAUUUAGAAAGUUUGAUUUCUGACAUGAGAUCCCAUCACUGGGUGGGAGAUGGUGAGAACGUUUUGAAGAUCCAAACAAUUAGUGUUCGGAAACAGCAUAAUCAAGGCUGUGUGUUCCAAAAAACGCUGAAAACGUGGGUGGGUUGAUUGGUCGUUGAUCAGAAUUGUUUGUGACGGGUUUUUUCUGUGACGUGAUAUCGACCUUGUCUGUUACUUCCUGUCUGCUGGACUUGGUAACGUCAUGUACAUUUCACAACCUCCAGUACGUGAAAUAUGUGACAGGAACACUGCCACUGACAACCCUUACGACCUCUUCACACCCGAAUGAUUGGCAGGUGCGUGUUUCAGUCUGUCAGCGGCAUGCGCUGUCGUUGGUGAAGACAAACAGACACAGCUGGUGGAUCCGCUAUCGUCAAGUAUAUCGCCUACUUUACACAAGAUUGACAGAUGCGAAAUCAGCAGGAGUCAGUUUCAGGGAGGGAAGCAUCACUUGAGGCUUAUCUUCGUUUACCAGCAUAACACACUUUGAUACUUAUUUACAGUUUUGUUUCCAACUCUUAUUUAUGCGAAUGUGUGGUUUGGGUGUGACGUCAUUAUAUCAAUGUGCCAAAUUUGGGAAUGCCUAGUCAAACCUGCUUCCAUAAGCAUUAUAUUUCUUUUUUCCAUUACAACCAAAAUAUCCGGAUACAAUCGUCGGGUACAAAUAUUCAACAUGAAUCUCGAUAAUGAAUAUGUAAUCAAAUAUCUAGUCAGCAAGCUUUUUAACAAAGGAAAAUGUAUAUUAUUGUUACGUAUUCUUCACUACAUGUUACAAACAAUUGAUCAAUAUUGCUAUCCAUCUUCGUACUGACAGGGUAUUUUUCCCUUGUUGCAACCUGUAUCAUGUGAUCAGUGGGCAAAUAUUGCUGAUUAGUACACCUGCUAAAUCAAAUACACUGUAUACACACAAUAACAUUGUAUUAAUUAAACACACAUGUUGUAAACUGAAAUAUCAAUAAUAUUCGUCACUUGGCUGGUAAUUUUGUCCAAAUGGUCUUGCUGUUCAAGACAUCUGUUUAACGUAUUUGUUGUGUUAUUUUAGGCCAAUCUUAUUAAUCGAUCCGUAGCAGGUGUCAAACAAGUAAUGUAUCCUAUGUUAUAUGGAAAGAGUGCAAUGUACACUGUUGCUCAUUUCACGUCAUGAACACGUGCACGAGAUUGUCGUGAAACCUCCUGCUAUGGCUCUUAUAUAGCAAUCAUCACAACGGUUAAAGAACAUAUUGACCGGGUCCCAUUGACCAGUGAUCACUUUUACCAGAGUCUAGCGGUUUUACUGCCACGGUUUUUUAAUAUAUAAUUUUAAAGGAAUUAUAAGGAAUAAUUCGUAUUUUAACAAAUUAAAUGCUUAAUACGACAAAUAUACGAUUGCUGCACACAUUUCCUAACACUCACUAAAGUGACAACUACUGUCUAGCAUCAUCCUUCAGUUCAACAAUAUACACUUUGCAUUAAAGGUUUGCUUUUUAACACGAAUCAUGAAAAUAUAUAUGUGAUGGUUUCGUUGAGUUAUGACAACAUAUUUCCGCUUUGCUAUUAAACAGAAACCUUCACCAUUAUUUCUACAUGCUUAUGAUUCAUCACAGAUUUGUUUUGACAAAUAAUCCUAUUCCUGUGUGUGAUCUUAUUUUUGUUUAAAAUCAAAGGAUCUGUGUUUGGUUGGAAUGUAUGUGAUAAGUAUACAUAUCACAUAUCGCCAUACGGUGUGAUCAGUCAUUUUAUGCUACAACUCAUCCACGUUGUACACUACAAGAGUCACGGUUGUAUAUACCAGGUGUUGUACUGGUGUGUAUUGUUGAUUGUUAUAUAUCAAACAUACCUGUGAACGAGGGAGGGCACGGAGGAUGUAUGUUAUGUGCCUUACCGAUGACACAUGUACAUGUACAUGCGCUAUUAACACUAUCUUAUUUCAGAUUUGAUUGACAUUUGUGCUUGUGCCAAUACCAUGUAGCAGGUAUAUGUGGAUGCGGCAGUAUGUUGAAUUUGCUAAUGGCAAUAUUUGACAUCAAACACGACUCACUGGGUCAAUAGAAACUUAUUUACCUGGCGUGGGGAGGAAAUCUCUAAUAUUGGUGAGUGAUUUGGUGUGACGCUGCUUUCAACAGUAUUACGUUAUAUCACGGCGUGUCUGUUUCGUGGGGGAGGGAAGCCCGAAGUGAUGUAGAUAUUAGAUGAGGAAACCCACGAGCUCGGGUAUGGUGCUGACUGACCUAGAGACAAUAUCAGGGAAAAUCGUGACUAGAAGCACGUCAUGGGUUUCUGGCGUGCUCAGAGACGCAACUCUCUCGACCGAAAUGCAGCGCUUUAGACAACUAGCCUUCAACGUCCCUACUUUAAUUAUGACAUUAGUGGUAUUUUGAAUCAGUGUAAGAGCAAGGCCCAAAGCACCUCAGAAAUGAGGUGUUGUCAUUGUAUGAUUUUCUCACCUGGAAAUAGAGGCCGUGUCGAUUGUACAUGGUCACACUCUGUUAUGUGUUAGUGUGAUUUGAUCAUAUUUCAUUUAUGGCCGGCAGUUUUUGAUGGACCUGUGUGAAAGUUAACACAUCUGAUGUGAUACAGCAAUCAUUUUAACGCAUCAGAAUAUUUCCUGCGAUCGUUUGAAAACUCCGCUUGAUAUUCGUUUGAUGGAAUUAGAAAACACAUGCAUGAGUUAACAAAAUGCUGGUUUCGAAUCCCCAAGAGAGUUUCUUGUAAACGGGUCUAAAAUGUUAAAAUUCCCCCGCGGACCAGUUAGCAAAUGUAAUCGAAACGUUCAUUACUGGUAAUAGUUGUUAUUGCAUUUUUGUUGAUCAGUUGGUCACGAUGACAUUACAGUCAGAUCGUGUAAGAUACCACUCUCCGUGAUCUGACAAUCUCCGGUUUCAUUUCUCUACCACUCAGAUUCGAGACUUUCAGCAAAAGAAAUUACAAUUUAUUCGUUAAUACUCCCUUUGGGUGUAUGGGAACGGUUAUUUGAUGGACCAGCCGCUGUUAUGCACAUGGAAAGUGUUAUUAAUCGCAUACGUUCUUUUUCUUAAACAAAUAUGAAAUGCUUGGUGAAUGCUUAGGCCAUUCAAUAAUUCAUUAUCCUCGACUCUGUUUUGAAAGUUCAGCUGGGUGUAAGAUCAUCUUAUUGGGGCAAAAGAUCUGAACUUUAUUAGACUGAAAUUAUCACGUUUUAAUAAAAAGAUACAGAUGUUUUGUGUUGAUUGACAACGGUGUUUAGAUAUGUCUGCGAUGUGUACUAUACAUGCCAUUACAUUGGGAGAUAAUUCUGCAUAAUCUGAGAAACAGCUGUAUGAUGAUCGUUCGCUCCUGCUGCCCGAUAGGUAGCCAAAUCAGUAUGUAUGUUCUUCAGACAUUUUCAAGAUCUCAGCAUCUAGUCAAACUGUUGUAUAACUCUGUCAGGAAAUAUCUAUCCAAGUUGCAAGUUGUAUGUAAAACGGUACGGAAGCCAUUUAGAGUCGUUUCUACAUUAUCUGGAAAUUUCAAGAUCCCUAUCCUGAAAUUCCAAUUUAGUAUUGCAAAAGAACAAGAAAUGGCACUGAAGGGCUUUCGUAAGUUAUGUUAUGAAGAUCAUAGUGUUUUACAGGUGCUCGUUCUUGAGGACAUCGUCACUGGGCCCUGUUUAGCCCGACAUCGUUGUGAGGUGACUCAUUGUACGCGUGAUCCAAGAGCAGUCAGCUGUGAAUGUACCAGAGCGUGCGGGUCUUACUGCAGCAUACCAGUGUGUGAAAUAUCACAGACAUGAAACAGUAGCAUAUCGGUGAUCAUCAUAAUACUAUCUGCUAUAAUAUAAUACCUUUGUUUGUUAUCGUGUAAUCGAUGGACUUUAAUGGCAUGGCUAAUGAUCCAGGAUGCAACCAUCUUCUUCACGGGUUGUAUUAAGUGAUUGGAUGUUCUACAGUUUUAGUCACAAAUGUUUCAGCUAUAUCACGAUGUCCUGUAAGCAAUUUAGAUUUGGGAAGGAAGUAUUUCAGUCCUGAUUGCUGGAGUACAUUAAUACCUUAACAGUUACAAUGUGUCGCCUCAUUACAUGUCGUGAGCUACACGGGGCUCUUCACUUCAGCGAUGACACUCAAAUUUUACGUUAUUCUUAUACAGUUCGUGAACAGCAAGUCUUUACAUGACAAACUGCUUCAGGUGUGAUGUUUUCACUUGUUAAAGCAAAUUACAAUAAUAAACACGCUUUGUAUACAUUGAACAAUGCUGCUAUAGUAUAUAACUAUGAUUAUUAUUCUGUCAUAUUAUGCCAUACCAGGAACGAUAAUGCUAACCAAGAAUGGCGUGUUCGUUAAUUUCUUCUUGGAAAAGCGGAACUGCAACACAAUCAAUUAUGACAUUUUAUAUAUAAAAUAACUCUUUAUUUGACAUGUUCCGAUUUUCUGUUCACGAAAUGUUUCUCUUGUCGAAAAUGUUCACUGAGGUUCCAUGUAUGCGCCUCCGAAAUGGGGAAUUGCACAUCAUAAAAGGGGAAAAUGAAUGCUUCUAUAUUUAUGUUGCGCCUGACAACCUCUCAUCACACUACAUGUUAGCGAUGCGAUUAUCUGUAUCUUGGAAGGUUUCUUCACGGAAUUAGAAAUGUUUUUAGAAAUUUAUCGAAAGUACUCAGAUCCUUAUUAUCAACAUUCAAGUAUGUAUAUACUCACAAACACGUCUCAGUGGUAACGUUAGCCUUAUAUAUAUAAACAUGGAAGAAUUUAAUGUUAGUUGAUGUAAAUGAACACAGGUUCAUGGAACUGGAAGACUGGAGAAUGCUUCUUUUAUACUGGCAACUAAACGGCCACAAGUGUGUGCAGGGCAUCAUACAUCUAGCAUGGUGGGAGGCUUGUGAUGGACACGAGAGUGUCGUGAUACAGAACUAUGCAACAUUAGAACACGUUGUCUUUCCUAGGUAUUAUUGUAUACAGGAAUACUCUGCCCCAUCGGAACCUGUAACUCCUCCAUGUCAUACUGCAAUAAAUCAUUCACGCACUUUA